GGAACAGCUGACUGUGCGGUGGGUGGUGCCAGAGACUGCUAUCUAUUGAGAGCAGUUACACACCUGAUAGUGAACACUAGCGAUAGACUGCUGUCUCAAUCCAAGUCCUGUUUAGAAACUGAUAAUUAUUUACACCACAACAUGGCUGAGACGGACCCCAAGUCGGUGCAGGACCUUACCAAUGUGGUCCAGACUCUGCUGCAACAGAUGCAGGACAAGUUCCAGACCAUGUCAGACCAGAUCAUCGGGAGGAUUGAUGAGAUGAGCACGCGCAUUGAUGACUUGGAGAAGAACAUCGCCGACCUGAUGACCCAGGCUGGUGUUGAAGAGAUUGAGGCAGCACCGGAAAAGGUUAAAGAGGGUCAAGGCUCCUAAUGAAGGUUCCCAAGUAUAACGGUGUGAAGUCGGUCCUACAUUCAGGAGCAGCAGACUUUUCGAACCUGAAAAUGACUAUUGAUUUGGUGUGUCGUUGUGUGAAAUGCUUUUUUAUAUAUUGAAUAUUGUGAUAAACGGUUAGUUAUGUAAUGACUUGAAAAGUGGAACGUUAUUUGUAAGUUAGAAUAGUGUGAUAUGCCCUUCAGAACCAUGUGCAGCGACUCAGAGGUUAUGUUGCGCUGCCAUCAUAUAUCUUAAUUAAUGAAAUCCCAUGAUGUUAUGGCUGAUUGGGACAGUUUUGCCUUAGCCUGUGCUGAGAAGUACAACCUGCAGGCUAGUUGGCCAGUGGAACCUCAAACCCUACCAACAUGGGAAAUGGGCAACGUGGACAUCUGAAGCCUGUGGGGUUUUACAAACAACACUGUUACUACCAAGCUCUGGGAUGCAUUCCAAUUUCAACUGAUUUUUCUUCUAUUAAAGCUAUUUAAUACAGUG
Messenger RNA from Anoplopoma fimbria (sablefish), 870 nucleotides. RefSeq names its product heat shock factor binding protein 1b (gene hsbp1b). The record is from RefSeq and is a predicted model, not a curated record. The transcript has 4 exons. Gene Ontology annotation, biological process: cellular heat acclimation. Gene Ontology annotation, molecular function: transcription corepressor activity. The coding region runs from base 142 to 375 and encodes 77 amino acids. Gene Ontology annotation, cellular component: nucleus; cytosol. Lineage: Eukaryota; Metazoa; Chordata; Actinopteri; Perciformes; Anoplopomatidae.